AUGACAACAAGAGCAGGUGCGAACCACUUUGCAAUGUUUUAUUUAUCGUAAGACAAGGACCAAUAAAGUUAAUAACAAAUAUGGAUAUGAGAAGACAGACUUUAAGGAGUUUGAUUAAAUCAAGUAAAAAUGUUAAAAAGCGGAAAGGCCAGACCUAUAACUCUUGGAUUCAUGUAACAAUUGGAAUAACUGUGACGCUUAUGAUUGGUUACUCUUUUCAAAUUAUGUCCAAUCAAACGACUUUUACAAGACCCGAAGAAUCGAGUUUAAUUAUUUUAAAUAAAAGUGUGAGUAAAGUGUCGGGUUAUAGAGCGGAUGAUUUAUAUAGUUUAUAUGAGAAAGGUUUAGUAAUAACACCGGAAGAUGAAAAGUUAUAUGAAGCCGGGUAUAAACAACACAACUAUAAUCAGUAUAUCAGUGAUAAACUAGAUCCUAAUAGACGUAUACCUGAUGCUAGACACAAACGGUGUAAGUCUCGUAACUAUGGUGAUAAGCUGCCAACUGUUAGUGUAGUUAUAUGUUUUAUGAACGAAACCUUUUCAGCUUUAAUAAGAACCGUUCAUUCUGUUAUAAAUAAAACACCUUCCUAUUUAUUGGCUGAAAUUAUUCUUAUAGAUGACAACAGUAAGCUAGAUGAUUUACAACAGAACCUUGAAUCACACCUUCAGCAGACAUUUUAUUCUAAAGUUAGAUUAUUUCGAAACAGUGAAAGACAGGGGUUGAUCAGAUCGCGUAUGCGUGGUGUGAGAGAGGCGACUGGUAAAGUUUUGAUGUUUUUAGACAGUCACUGUGAAGUAAAUAUAGGAUGGAUAGAGCCACUAUUAUCUAGGAUAAUGGAGAAUAGAAGUAUUGUACCAUCACCAAUAAUAGACAUAAUUAAUCCCGACACUUUGGUAUAUGAACCAAUUCCUUUAUUUAUUGGUGGAUUUAGAUGGAGUCUGAUAUUCAAAUGGGACCCGCUACCCGAUAAAAUACUCAACAACAAAUCUGCGCAGUCAUAUCCUGUGAAAACGCCAGCCAUGGCUGGGGGAGUAUUUGCUAUAGAUAAAGAAUAUUUUCAAGAGAUAGGAGAGUAUGACCCUGAACUUCACAUAUGGGGAGGAGAAAAUAUGGAGCUGUCAUUUAAGGUGUGGCAGUGUGGUGGUCAAGCAGAGAUUGUGCCGUGUUCUAGAGUAGGACAUAUUUAUCGUAAAAAGAGACCCGGUGCUGACGAAUCAAUUUCAAUUCUAACCAAAAAUGUCCUGCGUAUAGCUCAUACCUGGUUAGAGGAUUAUAAGAAAUAUUUUUACAUGUUGAACCCUGAGGCUCAAGGUAUUUUAUAUGGUGAUAUAUCAGAUCGUCUGGCUUUAAAAGAAAGAUUAGGAUGUAAAAGUUUUAAAUGGUAUUUAGAUAAUGUUUAUCCUGAACAGUUGUUACUAACCGAUCCCAAUUAUGAUUCUCUGGAAGCUCAGCGGGUAAAGAGAAUUGAUGAUAGUCUUUUACGUCACAACAGAUUUUCCAUUACAAGAGUUGGCAAGAUAUUACAUAUAUCAUCUGGACUGUGUUUAUGGUAUAAAGUUGAUGAAACAGAAGUUACAGUUAUUUUAAUACCAUGUGAUAUACAGCAACCACCGACGUGGCGUGAAACAGAUCAUCAUAGUUUCAGACCAUCAAAUUUACACAGAAAAUGUUUACAUAGUACCACAGAUAUUACUACGUCACAGAUCCGAUCAUGUGACUUUAGAUCUACUCAAACCUUUAUAUGGCGACUACAGAAUACUACAAGUCAGCUGUAUCAUCCUGCUAGUGGUAAAUGUUUGGAACCAGACUCAGAUUAUCAACAAUCUGUACUUCGUCUGGUACCAUGUACAGAUAAUAAUAAACGAUUACAUUUUGUUAUGAUUAAAUAAACGACCACAGGGGCGGAUCCAGAGGGGGGUUCCCUGGUCAGCUACAUAAUUUUUUUUGUAAAUCAGUACUUUUUAUGAGAAACGUUUCUCGGCCGUGUGCUUUAUCCUUUAUCGUCAGAUGUGGGACAGGAUGGGCACUCAAAGCACGAGGUAAUGAUAUAGACAUUAUGUGAUAUCACAAUUAAUGCUUUGCAUCCAUGAAAUUGAAUGACAAAGUCAUUGUAUUAAUUCAUAAUAAAAAUUGACACCAAA
Patella vulgata (common limpet) is the source of this 2141-nucleotide messenger RNA. Its product is annotated as inactive polypeptide N-acetylgalactosaminyltransferase-like protein 5. NCBI's taxonomy places the organism in Eukaryota, Metazoa, Mollusca, Gastropoda, Patellidae. The transcript is spliced from 12 exons. Gene Ontology annotation, molecular function: Notch binding. Bases 81 to 1889 code for a protein of 602 amino acids. The record is from RefSeq and is a predicted model, not a curated record. Gene Ontology annotation, cellular component: Golgi apparatus. Gene Ontology annotation, biological process: regulation of Notch signaling pathway.